GGCAGGCGCCAUUUUGGCCCCAGAGGUGCUUCUGGGAAGUCGAGCGCCGACGCGCACGCUUGCCUGCCUCCCGGUUACGGCGUCUUCUGUCUGGGCUUCUAGGUCGAAGUGUUCGCGUUUGCAGCUGCUGUUCUACUCAUCUCACCCUCUAGACAGGCGGGAGCCUUUGAGCACCGGGCCGCGCCAUCGGAGUCGCACCGCGGGGAAGGAGGUGACGGGGGCGGCGCGGCGCGCGGACACUCCCCGCCGAGAGCCCUCCUGGCAUGGACUCAGAAUAUUACAGCGGCGACCAGUCAGCAGAUGAUGGUGGCGCUACCCCAGUACAGGAUGAACGGGAUUCAGGGUCAGACGUUGAGGAUGAUGUAAAUGAGCAGCACUCUGGAUCAGACACUGGAAGUGUAGAACGUCAUUCAGAGAAUGAACCUAGUGAUCGAGAAGAUGGUCUCAACAAAAGACAUCAUGUGACGGACUCUGAGAAUGAUGACCCCUUAAAUCUUAAUGCUAGUGACUCUGAAAGUGAAGAGCUUCAAAGGCAAAAGGACAGUGACUCUGAAUCUGAAGAACAUGGAGAACCUCCUGCAAGUGAUUCUGAAAAUGAGGAUAUCAAUCACCAUGGGAGCGACUCUGAGAUUGAGGAGACGAGGAAAUUACCUGUUAGUGACUCUGAAAAUGAGGAACUUCUUAAUGGGCAUGCCAGUGACUCAGAAAAUGAAGAUGUUAGAAAGCAUCCUGCCAGUGAUUCAGAGGUUGAAGAGCUCCCAAAAAGUCCUGCCAGUGACUCUGAAACAGAGGAUGCUCUAAAACCUCAGAUCAGUGACUCUGAGAGUGAGGAACCUCCAAGGCACCAAGCCAGUGACUCUGAAAACGAGGAGCUUCCCAAACCUCGAAUUAGUGAUUCGGAAAGUGAGGAGCUUCCUAAACCUCAGAUCAGUGACUCAGAAAGUGAGGAGCCUCAGAGGACUCAGGCUAGUGACUCUGAAAAUGAGGAACUUCCCAAACCCCGUAUCAGUGACUCAGAGAGUGAGGACCCACCAAGACACCAAGCCAGUGACUCUGAAAAUGAAGAGCUUCCCAAACCUCGUAUCAGUGACUCAGAAAGUGAGGGUCCCCCAAGGCACCAAGCCAGUGACUCUGAAAAUGAGGAGCUUCCCAAACCCCGAAUUAGUGAUUCUGAAUGUGAGGAUCCCCCAAGGAACCAGGCCAGUGAUUCUGAAAAUGAGGAGCUUCCCAAACCUCGAGUCAGUGACUCUGAGAGUGAGGAGCCUCAGAAAGGACCUGCCAGUGAUUCAGAAACUGAGGGAUCCUCCAGACACAAACAGAAGCCAGAGUCAGAUGAUGACAGUGAUGGGGAGAAUAAGGGAGAAGAUACAGAAAUGCAGAAUGACUCCUUCCAUUCAGACAGCCAUAUGGACAAAAAAAGGUUUCACAGUUCUGACAGCGAGGAGGAAGAACCCAAAAGGCCAAAACUUGACAGUGAUGAAGAUGAAGAAAAAAAGGGGGAAGAGGAGAAAGUAGCAAAGCGAAAAGCUGCUGUGCUUUCUGAUAGUGAAGAAGAGAAAGCGUCAGCAAAGAAGAGUCGUGUUGUCUCUGAUGCAGAGGACUCUGACAGUGAUGUUACAUCAGACAAAUCAAGCAAAAGAGAGAAGACUGUAGCAUCCGACAGUGAAGAAGAAGCAACAAAAGAAUUAUCCAAUAAGAAAAAUGAAGAGAAGGAUUUGUUUGGGAGUGACAGUGAAUCAGGGAAUGAGGAAGAAAAUCUUAUUGCAGACAUAUUUGGAGAAUCUGGUGAUGAAGAAGAAGAAGAAUUUACAGGUUUUAACCAAGAAGAUUUGGAAGAAGAAAAAAGUGAAACACAAUUAAAAGAAGCAGAAGAUUCAGAUUCUGAUGAUAACAUAAAGAGAGGAAAACAUAUGGACUUUCUGUCGGAUUUUGAGAUGAUGUUGCAGCGGAAAAAGAGCAUGAGCGGCAAGCGCAGACGUAACCGUGAUGGUGGUACUUUUAUUAGUGACGCUGACGAUGUCGUGAGCGCCAUGAUUGUCAAGAUGAAUGAAGCUGCUGAGGAAGACAGACAGUUGAACAAUCAAAAAAAGCCAGCCCUUAAAAAAUUAACAUUAUUACCUACUGUGGUUAUGCACCUUAAGAAGCAGGACCUUAAAGAAACAUUUAUUGACAGUGGCGUGAUGUCCGCCAUCAAAGAAUGGCUGUCACCUCUACCAGAUAGGAGUUUGCCAGCACUGAAGAUUCGAGAGGAGCUGUUGAAGAUUCUCCAAGAGCUACCUAGUGUGAGCCAGGAGACCCUAAAGCAUAGUGGGAUCGGACGAGCAGUGAUGUAUCUUUAUAAACACCCCAAGGAGUCAAGGUCCAACAAAGACAUGGCAGGGAAACUAAUCAAUGAGUGGUCUCGGCCUAUAUUUGGUCUUACCUCAAACUACAAAGGAAUGACAAGAGAAGAAAGGGAACAGAGAGACCUAGAACAAAUGCCUCAACGACGAAGAAUGAGCAGCACUGGUGGUCAGACACCCCGAAGAGACCUGGAAAAGGUGCUGACAGGAGAGGAGAAGGCUCUUAGACCUGGAGAUCCUGGAUUCUGUGCCCGUGCGAGGGUCCCAAUGCCCUCAAACAAAGACUACGUUGUCAGGCCCAAGUGGAACGUAGAGAUGGAGUCAUCCAGGAUGAAGAGAAUGGCACAAAGAGAACAAGAUGUAGCAGACCCAGAAUUCAAGCACGGGUCUCCUGAUUCCAGAACCCGUGUGCUUUCCUGGCCACCUUAUCAGUUGGAUCUAUUCCAUAUGGAGUAUAUGAUAGCUUUUAUUGUUCAGAUUUUUCAUUUUUUGGCUUUUAUCUUCUCAUCAUUCCUUUUUUACUGAGGAAGUUAAAGAGAAAACCAUGAGGACGAAUGGCUGGAGUGGCCCAGGCAAAGGCCCUUUUGCAGAGAUUAUGGAAGCUUCGAGAGAAAAUUCACUGUGAAAGGGGUACCAGCUUGACAGAGCAUGCCCAUCUUCCCAAGAAGAUAGAAUGUUGGAGGAAAACUGUAGUUCCAGGUAUGUCUGUACCCAGCCAGCUUGGAGGUAGGUUUGCUCCUUUGGGAGAAAGGGCUAUAGGUGUGAAGUGAAAGCUGUGUCAGUAGAUGCUGUAACAUUGGAGUCCAAAAAGUUUUGCUGUGGAACAGCCACAAUGUAAUGCAUCCAGAAGAAAUGUUCUCACCUCAUAAGAGAAGGUCUCUGGCAUUGAGGCACAGUGGUGGCCUGGAUCCACCAGGCAUGGUGGAAUCCCAGAAUUGCAGCUCCUGGCCAACCCACCUAAGGGAUGGUGACAGGAGUAGAUCUCCCCAGUGGGGCUUAUCUGUGGAACCAUCUGGUGCUGAAGCUGCAAAAGCUUGACCUGCCUAGCCAUAGCAACCCAUUUAGGAUUAUGUGCACACCUUUAGGGAUCCUAGAAAUACUUGGGAGGAAGGGUGUUCCUUGGGGUGGACUUCCUACAUUUGCAUAGAUGAGAUCUCAAAGCCUUUGGGAUUCAAAGAUUAAUAUGAAACAACUUCAUUUGUACUCAUGGCUGAUUAAGGCUAGAAAAAUUUUCCUUCCUGCUACAUUCUAAAAUAGGUAAAUGGACAGGCUUUUCAAGAUGCUCAAGAAACUAAUCAAUUAGUAAUUGCUUGCCUUUUCAUUAAGGAAUGAUUGAUCCCCACAUGGCCCAUGAUCUAUACUCCACAGAGCCCAUAGCUCCCCUCCCCCACAGCCUCUCUAGUCUCAUGUCAUGCCACUCUUCUCCUCACUCGCUCCACUCCAGCACCCACUGGCCAGCUUCUUGUUUGUCAUAUGUACCUGCACAUUCUCUCAUCAGGGGCUUGUGGUUGGCUGUUCUCUUGAUCUGGAUUAUACUUCCCUGCCCUGUCUCCUCAAUAUCCAUGCACCUUACUCCCUGCCUCCUUCAGGUCUCCGUUCAAAAGCACCUUAUCUCUGAGGCCUUUCCUGAACUUCUUAUAUGAGAAAGCAAUACCUGCCCCUGGCUUUGUACCUCUUACUCUGUUUUAUUUUCCCCUAAACCACUUCACACCAUCUAACUUAGUGUAUAUAGUUGCUUGUUUGCUUAUUGAGUGUAUCCUCCUCAAUAGAAUGGGAGCUCCAUGAGGGCAAGAACUCUACCUGUUUUAUGCACUGAUGUCUUCUCAGCAACCAGAACAGUGUCUGUCACAUAGUACACACUCAAUAGAGCUGGUUAAUAAAUGGCUCCUACUUCAUUCAUUCAUUCAUUCAUUCAACAAACACUGAGCCCUACCAGGUGCCAGAUGCUGCUGAAUAGCAGAGAAACAAAGAUGAACAAGAUAGCUUCUGCCCUUAAUUAGGUCACAAUAUAAGGAAGGACACAGAUGAGCAAACCUAACUAGAAAUGCAUUGUCUUGGAUUUCAUUGGGGGCACAACAAGAGAUUAGGGAUAGCUCCAUGGAGGGGGAAAUGUUAAGUUGACUCAUGGAAGGUGAGGAUGACUACAACUGUUAACAUUUUUUGAGUGCUUACUAUGUACCAUCUCUCUACUAAAUAUAGCAACUUAAAUAUAGUAUUAUUUAAAGCUGUAAUACUUUGAUGACAUGAGUGCUGAUAUGGCUUUUCUAUUAGGGAUGAGAAGGACCCUGAAGGCCACUACACAGAGAGGUCGUGGGGAUGAAAGUGCCCAGAUCGGUCCCCAGUACACAGAAGGUGCUUAAUAGGUGGGGCUACUUCAUUGUGAUUACUCUCCAAUUGCCUAUGUGUUUUCAAUCUAACAGCUUCAUUUAGCACUGGAUUUGCUGAUAUGUGGCUUUGUAUUUCCUUUACCUCAGUUCGGUAAUACAAAGAGUAUGUGCUCAGGCUCUGGAGUUUGACCAGACCUGGCCUCAAUCCUGGCUCCACCAGCUCACUUUUUUACUUGGUAUAAGGAGGUUUCCUAAUUAGUCCCUGUGGGAUAAUGAUGGCACCUACCUUAUAGAGGUGUUGUUAGUAGAAAGAUCAUGCACAAGAACUGCUUGGCAUGUGGUAAACACUCACAUAUUGGUACCCAUCGUGUUGACUCUCACCACCCUGAGUAUACUAUUCCAAAACUGGGCACUUGACAUUGCUCAAAAUAUUUAACAAAUCUUGACAUUAUCUUUGGAGUACUUUGAAUAAUAAGAAACUUUUUUCUUUCAAGAAAAAGCAAGUUUCAAGGAAGAGUGAUAAGUUAUUCAGAACCAAAUCUGCUGAUUGAAGUAACCGAUGAAUCAAGAAAAUUGCCUUCAGGGUCCAAAACGAUGUGUUUCUUGUAACCCAAGGAGGUGCAUCCAGAAGCGGCCUUCCAGCAGGGUGGGUGGCAGCCAUGCUGAGGGGUGAUCGCCCAGCCUUUGGAAGCGCUGCUUGGUUCUACACCCAGUCACCCUUGGGUGGUUUUUACAUUAUUAUACUUUUUAAUUGGAAAGUAAAACCUGCUCAUGGUUAAAAAGGAAACAGUUUAAAGGGUAAAUCACUGUUUCUACUCUUAUGUGAGCAUACGAAACUAUGUAUGGUCCCUUUUAAAAAAAGCAAAUGGGGCCCAGCAUACAUACUGUUCUGCACCUCCUCUUCCCACUCUCCACAAUUCUAAUCAAGCUCUUCAGAGGGGACAACUGUUACAGACAGCCAUCCACAGAGAGGCAUGAGACACAAGAAAGGCCAAUGGUCUCUACCAGUGGAGUGAGCAUGGGGCAUAAAGGAGCCACAUGGCACAUAGCUCAGCCCAUCGCCCAUAUUCAGACACUCCAGCUUCUGUACGAGGAGAGACCAAAGUGUUCAAUGGGCUGCGCUGGGUGCAGUACUCCUAGCAAUAGAGUAUGCCCUUGACGAAUGUUUUCCUAAGGCUUAUAUUUUUAACAACCCCUGGUUGGGGGCUAAUAGGCUACUUGGUCAGGGCUUUAGCAUAAUCAAGGCUGGAGAAUGCGAAGCUGAGACCUGUGGGGGUGGGGAAGAGAUGGGGGGAAAAUCCAUUGGCUCCUACUCCCCCCACCCCAAUCUUUGAUCUUCGUGGAUCAGACCUCUGCUUAUAUCCAGCAAGACACAGAGGAAGCGCAAGGCAAUGCCAAAGCCAGGGAGCUCCCAGCUACUAGAGUGGCGAGCCUCCUGAAGUGGGGCAGACCCCAGAACUCUGGGAUGGGCCACCCUAUCCCUGUUCCUGGAGGACACGUAACAGGUUGAGGCAUUUAGCCAUCACGGGGUUACAAAAAUGGGUUGCAAAGGCUAAUAUGAUUGAGGAGUUAACAAAACAGCUUUCACAGCCUUUAGGCACACCACAGGUUACACAGUCAGAGCAGGGCUCUUUACCACAAAGCAGAUGCUGCAAUGGGCAUUACAAAUUAACAUUGCUUGGGUUUUCACCAAUUCCUUCGUCCUACGACAGUAGCUAGCAUAGAAAGACACAAUGGGCUUUUAAAACCAGGGCUUUUGAUAGAACUUGCAGGACAAGUUCAUAGAAAAUCUGAUCCUAUUUACCUUCCAUUCAAUCUUGAUGAGGACUUGACUUGAACCACAGACUCAGACUAUCCUCAGCCUGUUUCUGCUCAUUAUCCAGCAUAAGCUAAGCAAAACACCACCAUUAUCUAGAGAGAGGUGCUGUCAAUGUCUGCCUAUGUACUUUGCUUCUCUAAAGGCACAGAACAAACUAGAUCUGCUUUUGACACCUAGGAGAUGAAACUAAUCACCCCCAGACUGAGCAAUACUGUUUGGAUUAUACCCAGAAGAUCCCCUGCUGCUGGCUGCAGAUGACUCCUGACUUUAACCCCUACUCUGUUGCAUUGUCCCUACCUUACCUGAGAAGUUUCUGUCCUUGCCAAUGUCAACUACAUAUCCACUGGUGGGUCACCACAUAGCCCCAGAUUACUUAUUGGCUGCUGAAAGGAGUGAAGCCUGCACAUUUAACAUACCUCGCUAAAUGUUUUAAAGAAUACCGGUGACAUGCAUCAAAGGGACCAUAAUAACACUACAGACUAAGCAGAUUGAACAAGUCAAAAUCUUCUCCUUUUCUGAUCUAUUCUCCUGAAAGAUGGGCCUACAAACAGGCUUUGAAAUCCUAGUUUUUACCCUUAUAGGAUUCUUUAAAAUUCCUUGUUGCUGAAUCCAAACUCAGGCGUUUUGAAUUAACAUAUCACAACUUAAAUUAUAAAACAACAUGGGCCGAGGGGAUAGAUUGUUAUAUUAUGAGCCAGAGGUAGCCUCUUUAUAUUGGCCCUAUGUUUACUUCUUCGUAGCAGACCUUUAAGUUCCAAAGCCCGCUGGUGUGAAACCCAAAUUUUACAUAUCCAAUAGUUUAAAAAUAACUCAAAUAAGCAGAAGACUUUUAGCCAUUUAGAGCCUGCCUGCAUUGCCACAGGAAACUACACCCAACAUCUGCUAGCCAGAGGUUUUUAAAAACCAAGUAGCUAUAAAAGAUCCCAAGCUGCUGCUGCUUGCUCUUCAGUGCUCUGUAUUUCAGAGACUCCCAAACAUGUUGCUGAGUGACACCAUCUAGACAUGUAUGCUCUCUCUGAUCUCCCUCUCUCUGAAAGUUUCCUUGCCCUCCUCCCUUCUGGGUGGAUGGUCUACUGUGAAGGACAUCCCCACAGCAACCUGUCCAAGGUGCCCAAAUAAAGCUCUUUGUAUGCCUAUGUGA
Molecule: messenger RNA, 7629 nt
Organism: Pteropus alecto (black flying fox)
Lineage: Eukaryota; Metazoa; Chordata; Mammalia; Chiroptera; Pteropodidae
Gene: IWS1
Product: IWS1, SUPT6H interacting protein
Exons: 15
Coding region: 264-2867 (867 amino acids)
Biological process (GO): poly(A)+ mRNA export from nucleus
Cellular component (GO): nucleus
Source: RefSeq, a predicted model, not a curated record